CUAAAACUCUUUUUCGAAAAAAAAUUAAACCAUGAGAUAUUACUACAGUUCCUAAAUUAAUACUUUUUCUAAACAUUUUUUUAUAUUACCACAAAAUACAACCCUGCGAAGCUAUAAAUUAUCUCUCAUAUUGGCGCUUACUUCAACUUUUUAAAGCAAACGCAGUUUUACUAUAUUUUAUUGUAAAUUUUUUCUAAAUUAUUUCUUUAAAAAUGAAUAAUGGUACUGAAAGAUAUGUUGUGCAUGUGGAGGUACAGUUCGUGCGAUGUGAUAGGACAACAGCUUCCGAGGAGUCCACGUUAAAGACUUUGCUGACGGAUAUGAUUAAAACUGAAAAGCCUGCUCCAAACAAAUGUUUUCCAUCAAAUUUGUUAGAAAAUAAUAAAUUGAAUUUAGUUAAAUCUGUUUAUAUUGAUUGUGAUACUGAAGAAGACGAAUUGAUAAUAGAUAAUAUCGAUCAAAAUCUUAUUUUUCAUUUCUAUUCGGCCAUUAAUCGGCCUAUGGAAACUGAGUUAUUUGAGAUAGAUGGCCAAGGUGAUAUGGACGCUGUGCCAACUUUUCAUCACUGGAUAUUGCCAUCAACAGCCUUUGUUGGUUUGUGGGAAACAUUAAUUUAUGAGCAGGGACUAAAAGAAAAAUUAUUGAAUUUUGCAUUUUCUGCUUUAUUAUUUUCGGAACAUAAUGUUAAUCAAAAUGUGAUAGCCUGCAAUCGUCUUAUAUUGUUACACGGACCACCAGGCACUGGCAAGACUAGCCUUUGCAAAGCAUUAGCACAAAAAAUUGCUAUAAGAAGUGUAAAGAAAUAUCGUCACACGCAUUUAAUAGAAAUUAACAGUCAUAGUUUAUUUUCUAAGUGGUUUUCCGAAAGUGGUAAAUUGGUAAUGAGUUUGUUUUCCAAGAUACGUGAAAUCGUUGUGAAUAAAGAUAAUCUAGUUUGUGUGUUAAUCGACGAAGUUGAGUCGCUAGCUUUUGCUCGUGAUUCGAUGUCUUCACAGGAACCUAAAGAUGCAAUGCGUGUAGUAAAUGCUUUGCUUACACAAUUAGAUAGUAUAAAGGAAUAUCCCAAUGUGUUAAUACUAGCUACAUCCAAUCUUGCAAAGACAAUUGAUGACGCGUUUAUUGAUCGUGCUGAUGUAAAGCAAUAUAUUGGUUUGCCCACCAAAAAAGCCAUCAGGAAAAUCUAUGAAACAGUACUUCUAGAGUUGAUGCGAGUAGAAAUAUUGGAAGAAGUAGAAUUGUUUCCUGGCUAUAAACAGCAAAUUGAGGAAAUAGUAGAGCAGAGCAGCGGCUUAAGUGGACGAAGUAUACGUAAAAUACCACUUUUAGCACAUGCUUUGCACUUAGCAGAGAAUCCAAACGGAUUUUCACAAAAACUAAGUGUAACUAAAUAUCUAAACGCCGUUAAGGAAGCAUUAGUAAAACAGCACAAUGAUAAUAAAGCCAUUGAUAGAUAAGUGCUAUUAAAGGUUACAAUUUUUUCAUAUUACCAUUUGACUGCUCCUCAUAAAAGGAAUUUUUAUUAAGAACUGAUGUUAAACUAACAAAAAUAAAUACUUCAAUGAAGAAUUUUCGUGGCACAGCAAA
Teleopsis dalmanni is the source of this 1584-nucleotide messenger RNA. RefSeq names its product pachytene checkpoint protein 2 homolog. Gene Ontology annotation, biological process: meiotic recombination checkpoint signaling; reciprocal meiotic recombination. Gene Ontology annotation, molecular function: ATP binding; ATP hydrolysis activity. The record is from RefSeq and is a predicted model, not a curated record. NCBI's taxonomy places the organism in Eukaryota, Metazoa, Arthropoda, Insecta, Diptera, Diopsidae. Gene Ontology annotation, cellular component: nucleus; chromosome. The transcript is spliced from 4 exons. Bases 213 to 1454 code for a protein of 413 amino acids.